Molecule: messenger RNA, 750 nt
Organism: Rotaria sp. Silwood2
Lineage: Eukaryota; Metazoa; Rotifera; Eurotatoria; Philodinida; Philodinidae
Source: the annotation of a GenBank genome assembly
AUGACGAAUAAUCGCAUACGUUAUUUGAUAAUUGCUGUUGGUAUUGGCUUUAUAUUACUCCUUAUCAUAGGUGCAAUUUACUAUUUAGUUCAUCGUCGUGAACGUAAAGUAAUUGAUAAUGAUUCAUGUCCUCGACCACAACAAUACGCAACUGAUUAUGAUUUUGAUUAUACAAAAAAAUCUCAUGAAUAUCGCAAUACAAAUAGUUCAAUAGAUUAUUUUCGUUUAAGUAUUUCAUGGUCACCAACAUAUUGUAAUGAACAAAAACAUGCUAAAAAAUCAUUUCAAUGUCAACACUCAUUUGGUUUUAUUGUUCAUGGUUUAUGGCCAAGUACAAUGAAAAAAAAUAAUAGUUUACAUUCAGUUCAUUCACAUCCAAGAAAUUGUCGUAAUGAAAAACCAAUACCUAUUGAUAUUAUUCGAAAAUAUUUUUGUAUGAUGCCUUCAGAAAUUUUAAUGCAAGCUGAAUGGGAAAAACAUGGUACAUGUUAUUGGCAAAAACCUGAAGAUUAUUUUGAACAAAUCAAUAGUCUCUAUUCAAAAAUACAUUUACCUAAAAAUACAAAUGAAAUUUUAAAUAAUUCAACAAUUUCGAAACGUGAAAGUAUUCAGAAAAGUUUACUCAAUAUAAAUUCACAAUUAACAUCUGAAUAUAUUGAUAUUGUCAUGAUUAAAGAAAAAAAAUUAAAAGAAAUUGCUUUUUGUUAUAAUCAUUCUUUUAAUUAUAUAACAUGUAAUCGACAUAUUUGA